CACAAGCACCGGCACGCCAUGGUCCGCAUCAGCGAGGAUCUGAUCCGCCGCAGAGCAGAGCACAAUAAUGGCGAGAUCUUUUCCCUGGAGGAGGUUUCCCUCCAUCAGCAGGACAUUGAGAGGAUCGAGCACAUUCACAAUUGGUGCAGAGACCUCAGAAUCCUUUACUUACAAAACAACCUCAUCCCUAAGAUAGAAAAUGUGAGCAAACUAAAGAAGCUGGAAUAUUUAAAUUUGGCACUGAACAACAUUGAAGUCAUUGAGAAUUUAGAAGGCUGUGAGAGCUUACAGAAACUGGACCUCACAGUGAAUUUUGUGGGUAAGCUGAGCAGCGUUGAGUCUCUAAAGCACAACCAUCAUCUUAGAGAGAUCUACCUGGUUGGAAACCCCUGUGCUGAAUUCCAGGGAUACAGACAGUGUGUAAUAGCCUGUCUCCCUCAGCUACAGUGGCUGGAUGGGAAAGCAAUCGGACGAGCUGAGCGUAUCGAGGCAUUACAGGAACUGGAUGCAGUGAGAAAGCGCGUCUUAGAGCAGGAGGCGGCGUAUUCAGAGAAGAGAGAGAAGCAAAAAAUUAGUGCCUUAAGAGAAACGGAAGACCAAGGGCAAACACAGAACCAUCCUCAAAUAAACCAGUUGGUCACUGAGACACAAACUGGAAUGACUCACCAGAAUCAGGAAUCAAGCUCUCACACAGACGCAGAAGAUAAGGAAAGGGAAUUCUGGGAAAAGCCAUGCGCAUUUACACCAGAGUCCAGACUAGAAGCCCAUCGCCAUCUGGAGGAAAAGAAAAAGACAAAGGAGAGAGAGAGAGAGAACCAUGAAGCCAAAACUCCCAGAUCUCUGAUCACUGCAGAUGGACGAGUGCUGAACGUCAACGAGCCCAAGUUGGACUUUAGUCUUACAGACGAUGAGAACAACAACUGCAUGCUAUUGGACUUGCAUGUAUACAGGCAUCUGGACACCUCACUGCUGGAUGUGGAUGUUCAGCCAACGUACGUAAGAGUGACCAUCAAAAGAAAGGUGUUCCAGCUGGUUUUGCCUGCAGAAGUUAAACCCGACAGCAGCACAACCAAGAGAUCCCAAACCACCGGCCACCUGCUCCUCACACUACCCCUGGCACAGGGAGAGAUCAAACCAAAGAAACACAUUGCUAAACCAAACAGCACUAGAGGUGACCUAAAAACUGAGAAAAACAAGACAAGGAUGUCGCAUGGGCGUGAAUUAUUGGAGGUGGAUCCCAGUAAAAGUCUCGCUGGGAAUCUGGCCAACAUUGUUUCCAAAGGAAAAUAUUUUUCCCACCAACCCCCGCAGGUAUUACAGGCACAUCAGCAUUGUGGCUUUGAGGAGAGGCCUGUGUCAAAAGACUUUGUGGAUGAUCCAGAAGUGCCUCCGCUCAUGUGAGGGAGGGAGAGAGAAGAGAGAGAGAGAAAAUAUGCUAUGCUAUGACACAGCAAGAGAGCGUAAGUGAUAAUCACACACUCUGCUGAGCUUGUGGAAGUGUGUGUGAUGAAAUAAUGUGCAAUAUAUUUAGCUCUUCUCAUUAGACAUAUAGUCGAGUAGAUGAGUAAUUGUCAGUCUCAUUACAGCGUACUGAAUAUUUCACCGCUAAAGGCUUGUCAUCUGUGUGUGUGCGUGCGUGUGUGUGUGUGUGUGAGAUGAUGAACCUUUAGCGGUGAAAUAUUCAGUACACACACACACACACACACACUAUUCUGAAUGCUUUUUAAUCUUGUUUCAAACUGUGUAUAAGCAUU
Messenger RNA from Triplophysa rosa, 1754 nucleotides. It is a transcript of the gene dnaaf11, whose product is annotated as dynein axonemal assembly factor 11. Gene Ontology annotation, cellular component: cytoplasm. Bases 19 to 1401 code for a protein of 460 amino acids. The transcript has 12 exons. Gene Ontology annotation, molecular function: protein binding. Lineage: Eukaryota; Metazoa; Chordata; Actinopteri; Cypriniformes; Nemacheilidae. The record is from RefSeq and is a predicted model, not a curated record. Gene Ontology annotation, biological process: outer dynein arm assembly.